AUGAACGAAUCGGCCAAAUCGUCCAUCAAACCAAUUUCAGCUCAUGAACAGUUUCGAACUCCACGGCGGCCUAUCACACAGUCUUCCAGCAGGGCAACGAAGAGUACCACGCAUAAGAGGAAACCGUCUCCACCUUCGUCGCUGUCAGAACGACGAAGCAAACGAGUUUCUUUGCCGGUCUCGAGCACAGCACAAUCUACUCUCACCCAAAUUGACUUUGUCACUCAAACACCGAUCUCUACCAAUGACGAGCUUGACUACAUCGAACACGCUGGGUCAGGCGCGAGCCGCAUCCGUCAGGAUGACAAGCCUGUCCACAUCGGACAUGGAUCUGACGGAGAGAGUGAAUACAAAUCGCCAGGUCCGAUUUUGAAGGGGAUCUCUAGACUCGGCACGAGAGUCGAGCAUCCGAAACGACGAGCGAAAAGCGGCCCGACCCAAAGGGCUUCACUGCGCAGCAGUCUCACCCCGGCUCAGAGCAAAGGCAAGGGAAAGAGAAAAUUCAAUGACAAGCCGCCAUCAAAGCGCGACAAGACUCUGACGCAGAUGGACUUUGUGCGACGUUAUAUUACUAUCGACGACGACGAUGCAGGAGUAGAUAUGGCAUAUAUAAAGGCUCCGUCAUCCCUAACACCCCGAGGGGGAAAUGUGUCGCGAGAUGAAAAAGUGACGCAAGACUCGGAACCGAAAAUCAGUCCUCCCCCUUCGAAGGGUCCCUGGAGGAUACGUGCAGCCACAGAUCUCUCUGCAAGCAAGGUCUCCCCAGAAGUUAGCGGAAAGCAAGGCUCCGCAAGACCUUCGAAGUCCCCAAAUACCUCAGCAUUAGAUACACCCAUCACACCGCGGAAAUUCAAGAGGCUGGAGAUUCCUUCUAGCCAGUCACCAGAAAGCCCAGGUUUGGCGAUCAUCACAUCGUCACAGUUCCGCAGCGCAACCCGAUCACCGCAAAGAAGAUCGCACCCAAAAAAUACGGACACGCAGAAAAUCACAAAGAAAGAAUUCAGCGAUGAAGAAGUACCUUUUCAUGAGCAUUUGGAAGCCGAUCAAAGUCAUGAUACAACGCCCUCAAAAAGUCAGAGCGGUAUCAUCCCUCCCCUCGCACUUUCGUCUCAAGUCGUCCCAUGCAGGGCCUUGUCGGUUAAGCUAUCGCCAAAAUCCCCGGCGGUGGAACAUUCGUCGCACAAUAGCUCGCAAGUACCCCGGGAUCAGCGCGAAAGGACAGUCGUCUAUGAGACAGAUGCAGACACGGACAACGAAGAUUUUGGCGAUGACCCCGACUCGCCCUCCAAGCGUCAGUUGACAGAUCAUGCAAAUUCACCUCUUAUCGACACUCUAUCAGAUACACCACAUGAUGACGACUCGGAAGACCUUCCCUUGCCAAGUGGAAAUCCGACAAUAGAGUCGGAGACUGCUCCUGCUUCCGAAGCCUUCAUGUCAGACGCGUCAAUGUUCUAUCGGAGACAGCAGCCAGCCACACAAUUUCCCCACGAGCCAAUACCAAUGCUGAAUACGCAAAAGAUGACCGAGCUAUUCCCUAAGGACGCGAUAUGUUCGCCUGUCCAGCCAAUUCCCUUAUCAUCUCAAACUCAAGGAAUGGAACAGGUAGAAAUUGUCCCUGAAUCUUCGCCUGCACGAAGUCUUGAAAAGAAUGCAGAAUCCCGCAGCCAGGACCUCUUCCAGCGGCCACGCCUUCCUGGAUCGGUGAUACAAGUGCAAUCCUCACAGCCAGUUGAGGGAGGGCGCCCUAAUGCCUUACUCUCACGCAGCCAGCUCUUGACAUCUAGUGUGAUGGAAAGUGUUCCCAUGCCAAAUUUUUGGCCCGGGAGUCAAGACAGUGUGGGCGAGCCAUACAGUCUUUCUGAAGCGUGA
Messenger RNA from Penicillium diatomitis, 1869 nucleotides. RefSeq lists its product as uncharacterized. The record is from RefSeq and is a predicted model, not a curated record. The transcript has a single exon. The coding region runs from base 1 to 1869 and encodes 622 amino acids. NCBI's taxonomy places the organism in Eukaryota, Fungi, Ascomycota, Eurotiomycetes, Eurotiales, Aspergillaceae.